GCCAGUGCUUCCCCUUUGUCUGCAGCCCUUUCCAGCCUUUCCCAAUCGCAGUGUUUAGUGUAGAUACUCCCUCUGGCCAUCGCAACAUGACCGGCCUGACGCAAGACUGGCAGGUCGUUGGCCAGCCAUCUUUCUCGCAGCCCGCGCCCGGCCCGACGCCCGGUGCCUUCGCCACGGCGCAGACACCCUCGGCCGCUUCGCUGCAAUCCUGGCAAGUCGUAGGUCAGCCAUCUUUCUCGCAGCCCGCGCCCGGCAUGACCCCUGGUCCCUACGCCGCGGCACAGGCCCCACCACAGCAGGCCGCUUCGCUGCAAUCCUGGCAAGUCAUAGGUCAGCCGGCUUUCUCGCAGCCUAAUGGCUACAUGCCAUCCAGUGGCUACUUGCAGCAGAUGCAGCAGCCCAUGCAGAUGCCUGAGCAUCAGCCGAUGCAGCAGGUGCAGAAGCUUAGCCCAGCAGCGGCCGGUGGGAAGCUGUUCGGACAGGACAAAGCCCUGGGUGGCAUCAUCAUCACCCUCUGCGACGGCUCCUCCUACGACCCGAUCUUCAAGGAGAUGUCUCAGUCGGAUGACGACGGCACCGUCGUGGCCGUGUACGCGGUGGCGAUGAAGAGUGCCGAAGAGCUCGGCAAAGCCAUCGAGGAGGGCCGCGCAGAGAACCCGGACCUGGCUGGGCUGCUGAAAGACCUCCAGGCCGUGCCCAAGGAGAAGGUCGUGAUCAACUGGGAAUGCUGCAGUGGCUGCAGCGAGGCCGGCUUUCCCCACGGAGGGCCGGCUGGGAUGCAGACUCUUUCCCGGAACUUCAUGAAGCUUCAUCAGGGCACCGGGAUGAACGUGAAGCUGGCGAAGCUGGCGCUUGAUCGCGGCUACAUGGUGAUGUUCGCGGACUUCAGCCUCAAGGCGCUGAUCGCCACGUGGAAUGAGGAGCUCCUGGGGCCGAAGCCCUUUCGGCAGCUGGGUGUCACAUCAGGAAGCAUCCGCUUGAUGUUCUCGCCCGAGACCUUGAAGCAGUGCUCAUCCAAGCAGCUUGUGAAGGUCGGAGAGCUCUGCACCACUGGCACCGCAGACAUCCACGCAAUGGGCUCCACCAUCGUCUUCGGAGUGGUGGACGAGGCAGUGCGGAAAGCGGAAGCUGCUGGCAGCUACAAGGUGCAGAGGCUGACAGAGGCUGCCGCGCUCGGACCUCAGGGACCUUCCUCGGCCGGGCACGUGAUGCUCACUUACCCCAGUGGCGGCCGGCUUCUGACUAGCGCGGGCCACUGGAAGGAGCUGACGCACCUCGGCGGGGUCUCCGAAGAGGGCUUGCUGCGCGUGGCGGAGCAGCGAUUUGGCCAGGCCUACUCGGCCCAGAUGCAGACCAGUCUGCAGCAGUGCAAGAGUGAGUUUGGCCGGCAGCAGAUGCAGCAGAGCUAUGCGUCUGCUUGCGUCCAGAGCUACACGCCCUACUAG
Molecule: messenger RNA, 1445 nt
Organism: Symbiodinium natans
Lineage: Eukaryota; Dinophyceae; Suessiales; Symbiodiniaceae
Source: the annotation of a GenBank genome assembly